AUGGCUGCUCCUGAGAAACCUAUCAUCUUCACCGAGCACCUUCAGCUCACGGCUCUGGGUAUCCAACCGGCAUCGAUUUCCUUCCAAACACUCACGCUCGAAUCGGACGCAUGGAUCUGUGUGAGGGAACAAAUAGAUACACCUCAGGUGGUCAUUGUCAAUCUGAAUGAUUCAAAUGAUAUCGUCAGACGACCAAUCACCGCCGACUCGGCGAUUAUGAAUCCUCGAGCAGGAGAUAAGAUCCUAGCUUUGAAAGCCGGUCGACAAUUGCAGGUGUUCAACCUAGGCAACAAAUCCAAGAUUGGAGCUCAUCUGAUGAAUGAAGAUGUCACUUUCUGGACAUGGAUUAACGAUACUACAAUUGGUAUUGUUACUGAACGAGAGGUUUAUCAUUGGAAAGUAAUGGAUGGACAAGCUGCUCCUACCAAGAUAUUCGACAGACACGCAACACUUGCAGGCAACCAGAUUAUCAACUACCGGAUGUCCCAUGAUGAGAAAUGGUUAGUCGUAGUUGGAAUUUCCUCAAACCCAAAUGCAGGUCAACCAGGACAAAAUGGUUUCAAGAUCAAGGGAGCCAUGCAGCUAUACUCGGUCGAAAGAGGUGUAUCGCAACCUAUAGAAGGUCAUGCUGCUGCUUUCGCUACUGUCAGACAGGAAGGUGCCUCUCAGGAUUCAAAGUUGUUCUGUUUCGCUGUUAGACACGCUAAUGGUGCCAAGCUACACAUCGUUGAAAUCGGUCAUCAAGCACCCAACCCCCCAUUCCAGAAGAAAGCAGUAGACGUCUUCUUCCCUACCGAAGCUACCAACGAUUUCCCCGUCGCUCUUCAGGUUUCACCCAAACAUGGUAUCCUCUACCUCGUCACCAAAUUCGGUUUCAUUCACCUCUACGAGAUUGAAACUGGUCAAUGUAUCUACAUGAACCGAAUCUCGGGCGAAACCAUCUUCACGACUGCUCAACAUGAGAGUACUUCAGGUAUCAUUGGUGUGAACAGGAAGGGUCAGGUUCUCAGUGUCAGCGUAGAUGAGGACACUAUCGUUCCAUACAUCCAACAGGUGAUAAACUCCCCUGAACUCGCUAUCAAGCUCGCUACUCGAGCUGGUCUUCCCGGUGCAGAUCACAUCAUCCAACAGCAAUACCAGUUAUACAUCCAGAACGGUCAAUACUCCGAAGCUGCCAAGAUUGCCGCCAACUCUCCUCGAGGGCUUCUUAGAACUCCCCAGACCAUCGAGACAUUCAAGAAACUUCCGCAAGUACCUGGCAGUCUCUCACCAAUACUCCAGUAUUUCGGUAUCUUGCUUGAGAAAGGAGAGUUGAACAAAUAUGAAUCUCUUGAAUUGGCUAGACCUGUAAUCCAGCAAGGGAAGAAACAGUUGCUGGAGAAAUGGCUUAAAGAGAGCAAGCUUGAGUGCAGUGAAGAACUUGGUGAUCUUUGUCGAAUGGCCGACAUGAACCUCGCUCUAUCCGUCUACCUUCGAGCCAACGUACCCAACAAGGUCGUCGCGGCUUUCGCUGAACUUGGUCAAUUCGACAAGAUCGUCCUUUACUCCAAGAAAGUCAACUACACUCCCGAUUACGCCCAAUUGCUUCAACAUCUCGUUAGGAUCAACCCAGACAAGGGAGCUGAAUUUGCUACUCAGAUCGUCAACGAUGAGAGUGGACCAUUGGUAGACCUCGACAGAAUUGUCGAUAUCUUCAUGUCUCAGAAUAUGCUUCAACAAGCUACCUCUAUCCUCUUAGAUGCUCUCAAGGACAACAAGCCUGAACAGGGACCUCUACAGACUAGAUUGCUUGAAAUGAACCUCGUCAGCGCCCCUCAAGUUGCCGAUGCCAUCCUCGGUAAUGAGAUGUUCACUCAUUACGAUAGACCUAGAAUAGCCAACUUGGCUGAGAAAGCUGGUCUUAUGCAAAGAGCGCUCGAACAUUACGAAGAUAUUAACGAUAUCAAACGAGUCGUCGUCCAUACCCAACUCUUCAACCAAGACACCAACAUCCGACAAAACCUUCAACUUGUCGUUCAAAUCGCUUCCAAGUACUCUGACUUGCUUGGUCCCGUCAAGUUGAUUGAGCUCUUCGAGCAAUACAAAUCAUCGGAAGGUCUCUACUACUACCUUGGUGCUGUGGUCAACCUCAGUGAAGAUCCAGAAGUACACUUCAAGUACAUCCAAGCUGCCACCAGGACAGGUCAAAUUCGAGAAGUCGAGCGAAUGUGUCGAGAAAGUAACUUCUAUAACCCUGAAAAGGUCAAGAACUUCCUCAAAGAAGCUAGACUUUCUGACCAACUUCCCCUCAUCAUCGUUUGCGACCGAUUCGACUUUGUUCACGAUCUCGUUCUUUACCUUUAUCAAAACGGCCUUACGAAUUUCAUCGAGAUCUACGUCACUAGAGUCAACUCCGCUCGAACUCCUCAAGUCAUUGGAGGUCUUCUUGACGUCGAUUGCGAGGAACAAACCAUCAAGAACCUUCUCGCUUCCGUCACCGGUACCUUCCCCAUCGAUGAGUUAGUAGAAGAAGUAGAGAAACGGAAUAGACUCAAGCUCAUCCUCCCAUGGCUUAACACCAAGGUUGAACAAGGAUCUACCGACCACUCAGUCUACAAUGCUAUCGCUAAAAUCUCUAUCGACUCCAACAACAACCCCGAAGCCUUCCUUAAAGAGAACAACCUUUACGAUCCUGCGAUCGUCGGUAAAUAUUGUGAAAAGCGAGAUCCAUACCUUGCCUACAUCGCCUACGCUAAAGGUCUCUGUGAUGACGAUUUAAUCAACAUUACCAACGAAAACCAAAUGUACAAGCACCAAGCUCGAUACCUCGUCAAGAGAAGAGAAAUCGAUCUCUGGACUCAAGUGCUUGAUCCUGAAAGUAUCCACCGACGAGCACUUGUGGAUCAAGUCAUCGCUACUGCUAUUCCUGAAUGUACCGAUCCCGACGAUGUUUCCGUCACCGUCAAAGCGUUCAUGCAUAUGGAACUCCACGGACCAUUACUUGAAUUGCUCGAGAAGAUCAUCAUCGAACCCUCGCCAUUCAGCGACAACAAAUCCCUUCAAUCUCUCAUGUUCCUCACUGCCAUCAAGAACGAUAAGGGUAAAGUCAUGGGUUAUAUCAACAAGUUAUCGGGAUACGAUGUCGAUGCCAUUGCCAAGGUUGCUACUGAAGCUGGACUGUACGAAGAAGCCUUCACCAUCUACUCCAAGCAUGAUAUGCACGCCGAAGCCAUGAACGUCUUGGUCGAACAUAUGGUAUCUAUCGAUCGAGGAUUCGCUUAUGCCAACAAGAUCAACCAACCUGCCGUAUGGAGUCGAUUGGGUAAAGCUCAAUUAGACGGUUUGAGGGUCAAAGAUGCCAUUGAUUCAUACAUCAAAGCUGAAGAUCCAUCGAACUUUGCUGAAGUGAUCGAAAUCGCCAACCGAGCAGGCAAACAUGAAGAUUUGGUCAGGUUCCUCCAAAUGGCUCGAAAGACAGCUAGAGAACCCAAGAUCGAUACUGAAUUGGCAUACGCCUACGCCAAGACGGAUCGAUUACAUGAUAUGGAAGAGUUCUUGGGAAUGACCAAUGUAGCGGAUAUCCUUCAAGUAGGAGAGAAGUGUUUCGAAGAUGAGUUAUACCAAGCAUCGAAAUUGUUAUUCUCCUCGAUAUCGAAUUGGGCAAGAUUGGCUACUACUUUGAUUUACCUUGGGGAGAAUCAGGCUGCCGUAGAUGCUGCUAGGAAAGCUGGUAAUACCCAGGUAUGGAAACAGGUUAACGCUGCUUGUGUUGAUAAGAAGGAAUUCAGAUUGGCUCAAAUUUGUGGUCUUAACCUUAUUGUUCACGCUGAAGAAUUACCUGCCCUACUGUCAUUAUACGAAAGAAAUGGUUACUUCGAUGAGAUCAUUUCGUUGAUGGAAGGUGGUCUAGGCUUGGAACGAGCUCAUAUGGGAAUGUUCACUGAACUUAGUGUUCUAUACGCUAAAUACAGACCUGAGAAACUCAUGGAGCACCUCAAACUGUUCUGGCAACGAGUUAACAUUCCUAAAGUCAUCAAAUCUGCCGAGCAAGCUCAUUUGUGGCCAGAGCUUGUUUUCUUAUACAUCGUCUAUGACGAACCUGACAAUGCUGCUUUGGCUAUGAUGGAACGACUUGGUGAUUGGGAUCACGAUCAAUUCAAGAAGGUCAUCGUCAAGGUCGCGAAUAUGGAGAUCGCUUACAAGGCUGUCUCAUUCUACCUCGCUCGUCAACCUACUCUCUUACCUGACCUUCUUGCCGCUUUAACACCUCGACUAGACCAUGGACGAGUAGUUAAGAUCCUCCAAACUGAAGAUCACCUCCCUCUCGCCAAACCUUAUCUCAUCGCCACUCAGAAACUCAAUUUGUCCGUUGUCAAUGAAGCUUACAACGACUUGUUGAUCGAAGAGGAAGAUCAUGUUACUCUUCGAAGCAGUUUGGAGACUCAUGAUCAAUAUGAUGCGAUCAAAUUGGCGAAGAGGCUUGAGAGUCAUGAGUUGUUGGAGUUCAGGAGGAUCGCUUCGUUGCUUUACAGGCUAAACGGAAUGUGGGAAGAAUCGCUUGGUCUCGCCAAAGCAGAUCGAUUAUGGAGAGAUGCUCUGGAAACAGCCGCAGCAAGUAAAGACAUAUCAGUAGCAGAAGAAUUAGCUGGUUACUUCGUCUCGAUCGGUAACAAAGAUGCUUUCGCUGCCAUACUUUACGUAUGCUUCGAACUGGUCCGACCAGAUUUCGUUGAAGAGAUGUCCUGGAGAUUCGGUUUAAGCGAUUACUCGAUGCCAUACAAGUUACAGCAACAACGUGAUCAUUCUACCAAGAUUGCCGCAUUGGAGAAGGAAGUGAAAGAGUUGAAAGCCAAGACGACAGAGAAGGAACCUGAUAAUGAACCUUCGUUGAUGGGUAGUGGAUUAGGUCAGAGAUUGAUGAUUGGUGGACCAACCGGUGGUCCAUAUGGUGGUAUGCCAAAUGGGGGUGGACUGAUGUCUCAACCUACGGGAUUCUACUAA
This is a messenger RNA of Kwoniella botswanensis, 4980 nucleotides long. RefSeq lists its product as uncharacterized. Gene Ontology annotation, cellular component: actin cortical patch; clathrin coat of coated pit; clathrin complex. NCBI's taxonomy places the organism in Eukaryota, Fungi, Basidiomycota, Tremellomycetes, Tremellales, Cryptococcaceae. Gene Ontology annotation, molecular function: clathrin light chain binding; structural molecule activity. Gene Ontology annotation, biological process: Golgi to endosome transport; receptor-mediated endocytosis; intracellular protein transport. The record is from RefSeq and is a predicted model, not a curated record. The coding region runs from base 1 to 4980 and encodes 1659 amino acids. The transcript is spliced from 22 exons.